AAUGUACAUCCACUUCCUGUUGACUCAGAUCAACAUGAAGAAUCAGAAGUAUGAUGAGAUUAAUCCAAAGAAACUCCUGAGGUCCAAUGGAGACGUGAUUUUGAAACUUGCUGAAACUGGCUUUCAAUCAGCUAAUGAAAGGCAAUGUGAUGUUCUAUGAGGAGGACCUGAUUGAGAGCGACAUAGAUGUCACUGAUGCCUCUGUGUAUUCUGGGAUUUGCACUGAGAUCUUUAAGAAAGAAUCUGUAAUUCAUCAGAGAAAAGUCUACAGCUUCAUUCAUCUGAGCUUUCAGGAGUUUCUAUCUGCUUUAUAUGUGUUUUACUGCCAUGUUUUCAACCAUACAAAACCACUGAGGUUGUUUCUCAAUAUGAGACAUGUGUCACCAAGUUGGAGAAUCUCUCUGUGUGAGCUACUAACAUCAGUAGUUGAUAAAUCCUUACAGAGUGAAAAUGGACACCUGGACCUUUUCCUGCAGUUCCUGCUGGGCAUCUCACUGGAGUCCAAUCAGAGACUCUUACAGGGUCUACUGUGGCAUACAGAAAGCACCGCAGAUACCAUCAAGAGAAUCACACGGUACAUUAAAGACAAAUUCAGGGGUGGUGAAGAUUAUGGUUACAUGAGAGAUGAACGUAUCUCUGCUGACAGAUGCAUCAAUCUGUUUCUCUGUCUGUUGGAAAUGAAAGAUCAGACUCUGUACAGAGAUAUUCAGGAGCCUGUGAAAUCAGAGAAACACUCAAUGAAUCAACUCUCUCCAUCUCAUUGCUCACCAAUAGCCUACAUGCUUCAGGUAUCAGAGGAGGUGCUGGAUAUGUUUGAUAUGAAGAAAUAUAACAAAUUAGAUGAGGGCAGAAGGAGACUGAUACCAGCUGUGGAGAACUACAGUAAAGCUCUAAUGAAGAGAGAUGAUGUGAUCAGGCCAUUGACCUGCACUGACUCCUACUUUCAGACCCUCAUCAAGAAGCAGGACACAGAAGCCCUGCAGAGAGUCAAAGACCAGCACAAAACCAGCAUGAAGAACAAGUAUGAGAGCUUAUUUGAAGGAGUGAAACUAGAAGUGUAUCAAACUUUCCUGAACAGGAUCUGCAUCAUAGAGGGAGAGAGUGAAGUUGUGAAUGAAGAACAUGAGGUUUUACAGAUGGAGAAAACACCUAGAACACACCACUCACAAGACACUCCAAUCUACUGCAAUGACAUCUUUAAACCCUUAUAUCAAUCAGGACCUGAAGAGAAAGACCAAAUCAAGACUGUUCUUACUAAAGGCAUCGCUGGAAUUGGAAAAACUGUCUCAGUGCAGAAGUUCAUUCUGGACUGGGCAGAGGGAAAAGCCAAUCAGGAUGUAGAUUUCAUGUUUGUGCUUACAUUUCGAGAGCUCAACUUGAUUAAAGAUCACCAGUACAGUCUUCACAGACUUCUUCUGGACUUUCACCCUGAACUUCAAGAUCUGGACUUGAAGAUUUAUGAGGAGUGUAAAGUUGUGUUCAUCUUUGAUGGUCUGGAUGAAAGCAGAAUUACACUAAUGUUUUCAGACAGUGCGAAAGUUUCUGAUAUAACCGAAUCUUCAUCAGUGGGUGUGUUGAUAUCAAACCUCAUGAAAGGAGAGCUGCUUCCCUCUUCUCUAAUCUGGAUCACAUCCAGACCAGCAGCAGCCAAUCAGAUCCCCUCAAAAUACAUCAACCGCCUGACAGAAAUUCAGGGAUUCAAUGAUCCUCAGAAGGAGGAAUAUUUCAGGAAGAGAAUCAGUGAUGAGCAUCAAGCCAGCAGAAUCAUCUCACAUGUUAAAAGAUCAAGAAGCCUCGACAUCAUGUGUCGCAUACCCGUCUUCUGCUGGAUCUCAGCCACUGUACUUCAAAAUCUCCUGAAACUAGAUGACAAUGCAGAAAUCCCUCAGACUCUGACUGAAAUGUACAUCCACUUCCUGCUGACUCAGAUCAACAUGAAGAAUCAGAAGUAUGAAGAGAGAGAUCCAGAGAAACUCCUAAAGUCCAACAGAGACAUGAUUGUGAAACUUGGUGAACUGGCUUUCAAUCAGUUGAUGAAGGGCAAUGUGAUGUUCUAUGAGGAGGACCUGAUUGAGAGCAGCAUAGAUGUCUCAUUGUAUUCCGGGAUUUGCACUGAGAUCUUCAAGGAGGAAUCUGUGAUUCAUCAGAGGAAAGUCUACAGCUUUAUACAUCUGAGCUUUCAAGAGUUUCUUGCUGCUUUAUAUCUGUUUCUCUGCCAUAUCAUCGACAAUACAAAACCAUUGAAGUUGUUUCUGAAUCGUUGGUCGAACCACUGGCGAUCCCAAGGAAACUGCCUGUAUGAUCUACUAACAUCAGCAGUUGAUAAAUCUUUACAGAGUGAAAAUGGACACCUGGUUCUUUUCCUGCGAUUUCUCCUGGGUGUCUCACUGGAGUCCAAUCAGAGACUCUUACAGGACAUACUGAGGCAAACAGAAAACAGCUCAGAGACCAUCAGAAUGAUCACAAUGUACAUUAAAAGCCACAUUACGGAUCAUAAACAUCUCUCUGCUGACAGUAGCAUCAGUUUGUUCCUCUGUCUGUUGGAAAUGAAGGAUCAGACUCUGUACAAAGAGAUUCAGGAGACUGUGAAAUCAGAGAAUCACUCAGUGAAUCAACUCACUCCGUCUUAUUGCUCAACAGUAGCCUACAUGUUUCAGAUAUCAGAGAAGGUGCUGGAUGAGUUUCAUCUGAAGAAAUUUAACACAUCAGAUGAGGGUAAAAGGAGACUGGUACCAGUUGUGCUGAACUGCAGGAAAGCUCUGUCACAGUCGAGGGGAAGGAAAAUUGAAAGGCUAGUUGGCUGUAAUCUCACUGAUCAGUUCUGUGAAAGUUUGUUUUCAUCUCUACAAUCAUCCAACUCCUCACUGAAAGAGCUGGUCCUGAGUAACAAUAACCUGCGGGAUUCAGGAGUGAGGUUUCUCUCGGAUGGACUGAAGAGUUCACACUGUCAGCUCAACAUACUAAGGGUUUCUGCAUGUAAUCUCAAUGAUCAGUGCUGUGAAAGUUUGUCUUCAUCUCUACAAUCAUCAAAUUCCUCACUGAGAGAGCUGGACCUGAGUAACAAUAACCUACAGGAUUCAGGAGUGAAGCUUCUCUCGGAUGGACUGAAGAGUUCACACUGUCAGCUCAACAUACUAAGGGUUUCUGCAUGUAAUCUCAGUGAUCAGUGCUGUGAAAGUUUGUCUCUAUCUCUACAAUCAUCAAAUUCCUCACUGAGAGAGCUGGACCUGAGUAACAAUAAUCUGCGGGAUUCAGGAGUGAAGCUUCUUUCGGACGGACUGAAGAGUUCACACUGUCAACUCAACAUCCUGAGAUUAUCUGGCUGUAUGGUGACAGAGGAAAGCUGUUGUUAUCUGGCUUCAGCUCUGAGUUCAAACCCAUCACACCUGAGAGAGCUGGAUCUGAGCUUCAAUCACCCGGGACAAUCAUUAGUCAAGCUGCUCUCUGAUCCAAACUACAGACUGGACAAACUCAAUGUGGACCAUGGAGGAGAGUUCAGGAUUACACCUGGAGUAGAGAAAUAUGCAUGCGAUCUCACACUGGAUUUAAACACAGCGCACACUCAUCUUGCUCUGUCCGAGAAGAACAGAAAGGUGACAUAUAUGAAAGAGGAGCAGCAGAAUCCUGAUCAUCCAGAGAGAUUUAAUAAGUGUCUUCAGGUUCUGUGUAGAGAGAGUCUGUCUGGGCACUGUUACUGGGAGGCUGAAUGGAGCGGGAGGGAGGUUUCUGUAUCAGUGACAUAUAAAGGAAUCAGCAGAAAAGGACCGAUUAAUGACUGCUUGUAUGGAUGCAAUGAAAAGUCCUGGAGUCUAAACUGUUUUAAUAACCUUUUCUUUGUCAAACACAAUAAGCAGGGCAGAAACAUACCUGUCCCUUCAUGUGACUCUAACAGAGUAGGAGUGUAUCUGAACUGGUCGGCCGGCACUCUGUCCUUCUACAGCAUCUCCGACACACACACACUCAUACACUUACACACAUUCAACAGCACAUUCACUGAACCCCUUUAUGCUGGAUUUGGGGUUUAUUCUGGUUGCUCAGUGUCUCUGUGUGAGAUUAAACAGUGUCCUGGGAGAAACAACUGAGACACACAGCUGAGUGAAAAACACUCACAUAAUUUCUCUUUUUAACUCACACAGCUGAAAAUUUUUCUUCUAAUCUUAAUUUCAGUGUGUAUUGUUGAUAUCAGCCACACCCUGCUUCAUUAGGGAAUGCAACUUUUCUAUACUACUUGUACCUCUUCUGCUUAUAAAGAAUAAUAAUGACAACACAACUGUGAUUUGAAGAUAAAGAAAAAAAAAGGAAAACAGAUGUUAGCCGUUUAUGAAGUACAGCUGUCAUAAGAGAUAACUUGUUUGUGUGUAAACAGUGAAAGAGUUAUGAGAGAUAACUGUUUAUGGAAAAAAACUGUGAAAAGCGAUAAAUUGGAGGAAGAGACAUGUUUGAUAACUUGUUUGUGUGUAAGCAGUGAAAAAAUGCAUGAUCAUUUGUUUAUGAUAACUGUUUAUUGAGGAAAACGAGACAAAUGGGUUUUUAUAAAAGUGUUUAAUAAGAUAAUAGCUCAUUAAAGAAGACAACUGUUAUUGUAAAAGUACUUUAAUAAGAAUGUAGUUUAUAAAGAAAAGAGACAAAACAUUAUUGUUGUAAAGCUUUAUUAAGAAUGUGUGUUUAACCCUCAGGGGUCUGAGGAUUUUUGGGGCCCUGGAGAAAUUUUGACAUGUCCUGACAUUUGUGCUUUUUUCAGUUGCUCAUAAACAUAUUUAUAGAAGAAGUGUCAUUACACUGUAUUCAGC
Megalobrama amblycephala (Wuchang bream) is the source of this 4790-nucleotide messenger RNA. Its product is annotated as NACHT, LRR and PYD domains-containing protein 3-like. The transcript is spliced from 9 exons. The record is from RefSeq and is a predicted model, not a curated record. NCBI's taxonomy places the organism in Eukaryota, Metazoa, Chordata, Actinopteri, Cypriniformes, Xenocyprididae. Bases 135 to 4082 code for a protein of 1315 amino acids. Gene Ontology annotation, molecular function: protein binding.